CGUGCGCGUUUCACAAAACAGUUUAAAUUUUUUUCCCAUUAAGCAUCUUUGUUUUUAUUAAAGUAAAUUGGUUUAGAAAAUCUACAUCUUCCUUGGGAAAAAACGAAGACGAACAUAGUAUGGAAGGAUUGCCGAAGCUACCGGGUAACGAUUUUGCUAACCGCUUGCGACAAAAGCAUCAUGUACCGCAGAGCUUCAAGUACAUCAAUGGCUAUCCGAUCCCGGUACGACCCGAGUGUGGUCUCGGUGGUGAACGGUUGAAUGAAGAUUCGAUUCAAUUCUGUCCCGAGCCGAAUGGCGGCGGAAACAACACGGUUCUGUACGACCCUAUCCUGACGUACGGCCGGGUACGCCACCUUCCGGUGAAACCCUACCGGCCACACUUUGUACUGUACGAUCAGAAAACGCUCAAGUUCAAUGCGUUCUUCCGGCAAGCGGUCCCCGAGUCGGCGACCGAAACGUACCGCAUCCGGUACGUGCACAUACUGUACUUCCUCGAGGAUGACACGAUGACGGUGCUGGAGCCGACCAUCGAAAACUGUGGCUAUCCGCAGGGUCGGCUAGUGCGCCGGGGCAAGAAGCUGAAAAAUGUGAACCGGGAAGAAUUUUACCACUGGAAGGACCUAAACAUCGGUAUCGAUGUGGAAAUGCACGGUUACGUUUUCCACAUUACCGAUUGCGAUGCGUACACGAAAGAGUUUCUGCUGAGCAACGGGAUAGAGCUGAACGAGAUCGAACUGCUGCCACCGGAUCCGGCCAUGAACGAGCGCUCGAUCAGCCAGCGGCAAACGUUCCGGCAUCACAAAAUGUACCCAGUGCCGGACGAUAAGCUGCGCAAGUAUCUCGAGUAUCAGGGGAAAGUGCUGCACUUCGAUUGUGUAUUGGAUGAACGGGACCGCGAAGGUGGCGAACUGAUGACGUACAAACUGUUCUAUUAUCUUGAAGAUGAUACCGUAUCCAUAAAAGAGCUUAAGGAAAAUCAGGAGGGACGGGACUAUUUCCCGAUGCUACUUCGCAAGCAAAAACUGCCCAAGAACUGGAAAGAAAAUCCAGUUUCUCAUCCCUCCAUUUUUCUCGAGAAAAGUGAUGCCGAGGUGUCGGAAUACUAUUCCCCCAAGGAUCUGAUCGUCGGCACCACCAUCUUUGUGUAUGGACGCAAGUUCCUGCUGCUGGACUGUGAUGGGUUCACCCGUUGCUACUACGAAAAGGCACUCAAGCUCGUCCAACCGGACCGGGUGCGGUUGGACAGCUCGCCCAAACGUGCCCCACGGUUAGAGGUGCCGAGCUACCUCGGUCUCGGUACACCCGAAGAUUCGCUUGCCUCGUACCACAGUCUCGUACCGAAGAGUCCGAAAAAAGACGUCAUCACGUACUUGGUGAACGUAAACAAAUUCCUCCGGUACGGGUGCGUUCUGGAUACUGCCCAUCCCGAGGACAAGAUACGCAAAUUUGUGCUGAGCCUGUCGCUUGCGGACGGUACCAUUACCAUCAUGGAAUCUUCGAUAGACAAUUCGGGUAUACGGGGAGGACGGUUCCUAUCGCCACGCAAAGUUUGGCUGCCCGGUUGCAAUCCCGACGAGCCGGAGUACUACACGGCGAAGGAUUUCUACAUCGGUGCGAUUGUGGUGGUGUUUGCGCAUCGGUUUAAAAUUGUCAGUGCAGACCUGUACGUGUACCGGUACAUGCAGGCGCAUCCGGAAAUAUUUUCCUCAAUGGCAAUCGAUAGUGUGCGCAAUUAUCUGCUGUCCGAAGGACACCUUAAAGACGAUCUACGGCAGGCAACUGAGGAAGAGUACAAAAAGCUGGACGCAUCAUCUCCAAACGGUGAAGCAACUGAUCAGGAUGAAGUACAGAAACGGCUGACCGGAUUUGAUAUAGCCGACCCGAAAGCACCCUCACCAUUGCCGGUAUCGUCACCAGCACGUGGUUCACCUGUCCCGCACACUACGGAUACUACAGUUCAUCCCACACCCGAUGCUACUGGCCAUCCUUGCCCGCAUCCCAUCAUUCCCGAUGAAGAACUGCGAAAGGCGUACCACACGAACGAACCGGAUGAACUAGCCAUCCAGGCGUACCGUGUGCCGGAAGAUCAACCAUUCUCACCACAGGGUUCCCCAACACACGGAACGAAAAAGGGUUCGAAAACGGUACGAUUUCAAGAUGACUGCUGAACGGAAUUACCUUUAGGAUGGUCGCUCGGAAGCUGGUGUAGAAUAUUGCAACGAACUACAAGGAUAUUUGAAAGGAUAAUUCGCGCACAUACACACACACAGAACACUAACCACACGCGCACACUACCGACACAUACACUCCGAAUCCGCGCACACGCAGCUACUUCGCGUCAGCUGUUCACGUACACUGUUUGUUUACAUUUUGUGCCGGCAUCGAGCAAAGCACGUACACACAGCCAUCCGCCGCCGUACGUCAACCAAAUGUCAUCGUACAGGGUGAUCCAUAUUGGAAGCGGAAUUUUAUUUGAAUAUGGCUGAUUUUAGCUCGAUGGAGAAGCAUCGCAUAGUGAAAUUGAUCUACAAUUUCGGAACAAUGUGUUUUUACAAUAUAAAUUCACUGUAUUAAG
Messenger RNA from Anopheles stephensi (Asian malaria mosquito), 2578 nucleotides. RefSeq names its product EF-hand domain-containing protein 1-like. Gene Ontology annotation, biological process: cilium-dependent cell motility; mitotic spindle organization; mitotic cytokinesis. NCBI's taxonomy places the organism in Eukaryota, Metazoa, Arthropoda, Insecta, Diptera, Culicidae. The transcript is spliced from 3 exons. Gene Ontology annotation, molecular function: alpha-tubulin binding. The coding region runs from base 120 to 2171 and encodes 683 amino acids. The record is from RefSeq and is a predicted model, not a curated record. Gene Ontology annotation, cellular component: mitotic spindle; axoneme.